AUAUGAAGAAGCACUUGCAGAUUUUAAUAAAUCAUUAGAAAUAAAACCGAAUGAUGCAAAUAUACUAUGUAAUCGUGGGUUAACAUAUAAUAAUAUGGGUAGAUAUGAAGAAGCACUUGCAGAUUAUAAUAAAUCAUUAGAAAUAAGACCAAAUGAUGCAAUUACUCUAUUUAAUCGUGGUAAUACUUAUAUUAAUAUGAGUAGAUAUGAAGAAGCACUUGCAGAUUAUAAUAAAUCGUUAGAAAUAAAACCAAAUUAUGCAAAUGCAUUAUAUAAUCGUGGAAAUAUUUAUCUUAAUAUGAGUAGAUAUGAAGAAGCAUUAGAAGAUUAUAAUAAAUCAUUAGAAAUAAGACCAAAUGAUGCAAAUACAUUGUAUAAUCGUGGAUUAACAUAUAAUAAUAUGGGUAAAUAUGAAGAAGCACGUGCAGAUUAUAAUAAAUCAUUGGAAAUAAGACAAAAUAAUGUAGUUAUUUUAAAUAAUCUGGAUUAA
Messenger RNA from Ambispora leptoticha, 490 nucleotides. NCBI's taxonomy places the organism in Eukaryota, Fungi, Glomeromycota, Glomeromycetes, Archaeosporales, Ambisporaceae. The record is from the annotation of a GenBank genome assembly.